Molecule: messenger RNA, 591 nt
Organism: Lachancea meyersii CBS 8951
Lineage: Eukaryota; Fungi; Ascomycota; Saccharomycetes; Saccharomycetales; Saccharomycetaceae
Source: the annotation of a GenBank genome assembly
AUGAGUACUUUCUUCGAUGAAAUGAAAACUUCUUUUGAAGAAGUCCCCGUUGACGCUUCCAGCAAGAUUCCUACGUCGCAGUUUUUGGAGGCUUCAGAAUCGUUGGUCAAACUAUUCGAUCUGUUGGGCAAUUCGGCGUUCACUGUGGUCCAAAAGGAUUUGACGGGCAACAUCACCAAGAUUCGCAAGAGAUACAACGCGGCACCAGCCGAAUCGGCCACUUUGCAAGAUUUGGUAGUUAGUGAGCGAGGCUCGGGCCAUAAGAGCGCAUCCGAAGGCCUACUGUGGUUGAACAGAGGCUUGCAGUUUACCGCGCAGGCGCUACGUGAAACUGUGGAUCAUCCAGAACUGGAAUUGACCAAGACCUUCACCGAUGCUUACAACAAGACUUUGACCAAAUACCACGGUAUGCUUGUAAGACCUGUUUUCAAGCUGGCCAUGAAAGCUUGCCCAUACAGAAAGGACUUUUUCGCUAAGUUGGGCGCGGAUCAGGAGAAAGUUAAUGCUCAAUUGCAGGUUUGGCUCGAAGCUUUGGAAAAAAUCGUUGAGAUUCUACUAGGUUUCAUGGCCGUUGCUUGCAAGGAUUUGUAG